UUAACCGAUAGCGUUGUAGAAGGUUCCCGGAGAUUCCCAUGUGACAUUUCAUGUGGGCUUGUUUUUGCCAAAAUGUCCGUUAUCGUUGACCGAAGAGAGACAGAUGAGCCACAUUUACUGCUUAUAAGUGAAGAGGAGGCUAAAAGAAGUAUUGUGGUCUAUAACAUACCGCCGAAGAUUAAGGCUGAAACAGUCUGUAUACAUUUCCAGAGGAAGAAACAUGGCGGAGGAUAUAUCGAUCGUGUACACAUUUCCAGGGAAGGAACAGCCGUAAUCACUUUCGAAAAAAACGAAGUCAUGUCAACAGUGUUACAGAAGUCCCACACACUUGUAGGAUCAUCAUCACCAUUAAAGAUUCUCCGCUUUGUUCAAGAGGAGGAGGAGCAGGUGGAGGUGUUUCAGCGAGCUGAGACUCGAAUUGACCUCAAUAAGUUCAAUUCAUCAUUCAAGGAAAUGUGCACCUUACAAGUUUUAAAGGAUGAAGCAGAAGUUGAAUGUGUUAGCAUGCCCUGCUCAAGCGAAAGAGUUUUCUAUGGGACAUUCAACAACAUUGUCAAGGCUUUAGAUCUCCUUCAAGGUCCUGGAAGGAUUACUACUGCACCUACCACUAUGGUAGAGAUGACCGACCAUUCGGAGUCGGUGGAAUCACGGCUGGGACGUUUGAGCGUCGAAGAGUUGGCGAGAACUGUAGUGAUAUCGAACAUACCGAGACAAAUUACGAAAGAGGAAAUUAUCAUACAUUUCCAGAAAAGGAAAAACGGCGGGGGAGAAGUCUAUGAUAUUUGGAUGACAAAGGAUGGGCAGGCAGUCAUAGUCUUCGAAGAACCUGGAGCUGCUGACAGGAUAUUAGAGCGCACUCAUGUACUUGGGGGUAAAGUGGUGGAGCCACGCCCAAAAGCAAGUAAAGGAAGAGUAUCAGGAGAUAGUUAAAGCGUGCACCUUUGAAGUUGAACCAAAUUUCAUGAAACUAUUCAGAAGGGUACACAAGGAAAAGCUUGAACAAAUAGAGAGGGAGUCACUUAAGGAUAGUUUGGCCUAAAAAUGAGGCUCAAGUAGAGAUCAAACCUACACCUUUAACGGAAGAAACACACUAUCAAGAAGGAUGCGAUGCUUAUAUUGAUUUGUACCAAACCACCCGUCAUACCAUGAAGCGACAGGUGAUUGAUGUAAGAGACAUCCACGAUGAUGGGAAAAUCAAGGAGGCGAUUACAUUCGUGGAAAGCAAACAUCCCGUCUUCAUUGAGAAAGUAGGAGGUCACUUAAGCGUUUAGAGCAAGGAAAUUUAUCUUGAACGCUCAGUGCAGACUCUAAUAGAACGUUUGGCAACCUUAGGAAAGGUCAAAAGAACAUAACUCAUUCGCCUCACCAUCAUGAACCGCAAUUACCUAAGAUCCUUCUACAGAUGUUGACAAAUAACGUACUGGUAUCCUUAUAUCAGGGACUGAGACAUGACUGAUGAGGAAGUCUAUACCAUUGUCAACCCAGCUCACCCCUGGCUUGAACGUUCACAAGACGGUGUAAUUCGUACAAUUUUGAUAAAAGGGGGGAGUCAAAUAAUAGAUGAUUCUCUAUAUAUUAUGU
This is a messenger RNA of Stylophora pistillata, 1581 nucleotides long. RefSeq names its product tripartite motif-containing protein 2. Lineage: Eukaryota; Metazoa; Cnidaria; Anthozoa; Scleractinia; Pocilloporidae. The record is from RefSeq and is a predicted model, not a curated record.